Anopheles coustani is the source of this 4933-nucleotide messenger RNA. It is a transcript of the gene Mrtf, whose product is annotated as homeotic protein female sterile. The transcript is spliced from 4 exons. The coding region runs from base 435 to 4169 and encodes 1244 amino acids. NCBI's taxonomy places the organism in Eukaryota, Metazoa, Arthropoda, Insecta, Diptera, Culicidae. The record is from RefSeq and is a predicted model, not a curated record.
CAAAUUAUGCGUACACGGUGUAAAUACGGUGCAGCGACUUGUGUGAUUCUUUUUGUGCGGUAAAACUUAUGCAACUUGACUCGAACGGUGCUAGAUACGGGAUUUAGGAGAAUUGUCGUCCUUUAAAAUAACCCCCGGCCGUCCCUGCCCCAGGAUCGUACGGAAAAACGACUUAUAAAAAAACAUAUGACUAAUCUGCGCCUACCACCCAGCGGCGAAGCUCGUAUCGAAAUGCGCGUAUGACGACGGUCUGGUUGGUUGGUGCGAAAUUAGGCCGUCCUGUAGACGGGUCUACCCCGCCGGAAUAGAGGACAGUUUUAGCGACGGUCGAAAAUCAUCUCGUUUGUGUGUCGGUGAAAGAUGGCUUGUUUUAGGAUGCAUUGGAGAACGUCCGAUCUGUGAUAAAAGUUUCCUACCAGUUGGACAAGACGGACAUGGAUCCGAACAUGCCGGAUCGGCCACAACAACAACAUACCGUAGUAUUAGACGAAGGAGCACAUGCUAGCACCUCCUACUCCAGAGUGUCUCCCCCCAAGGCGGUCAUAGAUAGCAGUCCACUGCAAAGCGCGAUGGACAAAAACAAGGAAUCACUGAAAGUGAAGCUGCUGGUGCGGCGGUCCUUUGACCAGCUGGUACAGCAAGGAAUAAUGCCACCAUUGAAAACGUCACCGGCAAUAUACGAACAGCGCAGGCAGCUGGAGCGGGCCAAAACCGGUGAUCUGCUGAAAGCGAAGAUUAAAAAGCGUCCCGAUCGGGUGGAGCUGGAGCAGCGGCACAUCCUGGAACACUGCGACUCCAACAUUGAUCCGAGUUUGGCGGAAAAGCGGCGCAUGCUGGAGAAGGCCCUGCUGGUCGAUCAUCUCAACUCGAAGAUAUCGCAUCGGCCGGGCCCGCUCGAUUUGAUCGGUAAAAACAUCCUGCACGUGGAGGAACCGAUCGAGCGCAUCGUGAAGGAGGGUCGCUUGGUGGACUAUGCGCUAACGCUCGACGAAUCGAACGUUUCCGUGUCCACCCCGACGACGGUCGGUGAGGGGGAAGAUUCGCUCAGCUCCGAGGGUGAAUCGUUGCACAGUGUGGUACUGGUGAGCCAGCCGCUCGCCCAGCAGGGACACGGUGGCGGUGGGACACUGCUGCACCAUCAGAUACAGUUGCAACCGCUUCACACACAUCCGCAACAGACAGUUCCACAACCACAAGCGGUGCUAACGACGCAGCCGGAAUUCUUCGCCCUUAAACCAACCAUACCGAUCGUUACGAACGAUGGUACGGUGCUGGCGGCAAUCGCCACACCCGUCGUGGCCACGACGACAACCGUCACCGCCAUUGCCACCGUUGGUGGUGGGGCGAGCAUAGCCACCAUUGCGGAUGUCCCCAUGGAUCAAGGCACCAGUCAUACUCCUAGCAGCAGUAUCAAUAGCAUCACCAGCACCACCACCACUUCCAACCUACGACCCAUACUGCCAACACCAAGUGCCAACACUAGCGGUGAUCUGCUCUCGGCCCGACCAACACUCACCAUGACAACGAUCCCGUCGGAAAUAAAGCUCAUCAGCGCCAGCAGCGUCCCAUCGGGCGGUGGUGGUGGUGGUGGUGGAGGUGGCGGCAAGGACAAAUCGUCGAAGAAGAAGAGUAAAUCGAAGAGCAUCACAAAGGCGAAACCGAUGAAGUUCCACGAGUACAAGGGUCCGCCAUCGGCGUACAAAAGCUCGAUGUCUUCGUCGUCAUCCACGCCGGGCCAUGGAUCGUCGAGUGAUAACAACUACCAGCUAAUUAUGCAGCAGCAAACCUUACUGUCGUACUUGGAGGAUAUGUGUAAACAGCCUACGCCAGCCGGCGGAAGCAUGCCAUCACCGUCGAACCGUGAGCAACAGGGUACAACCGAUGGUGAGGAUAUUGCCGGGAGCGAUUUAACACCACUCGACUCGCCGCUCAGCAAUGCCGGGGUUGGUGGUGGUGGAUGUAGCUCAGUCUCGAGUAGUUCACGUGGCAAAGCUACGGCCAGUGGUGGCGGUGGUGGUACAGCGCCAGCUAUAACGACGACCCCUCUGGCCGUAGCGGACCUGGGGCUGGACACAUUGAAUAAGCUGAAAGUGUCGCAGCUGAAAAAGUACUGCAAGCAGUACAAUCUGGCCGUAUCCGGUACGAAAUCGAACCUCAUCGAACGACUAAAGCCGUUCCUGAAGUCAAUCGAUCCUAACGCCGGAUCCCCGGCAAACAGUGGCCCUCUGAGCGUUAGCAGUGCCGCGGCCGUUGAUCAGGAGCUGGAUGAUAGUCUGCUGGCGGAGCAGCAGAAGCGAAUAGCCGAGCUGCAGCUUCAGCUCAAGAAAAGCCAAGAAGAGCUGGAACAAUUUCGCUCACUGUGCAAUAAUCAAUUUGGGGGGCCGAGUGCGCCCGUCCUACCGGAGGCUGCCCUGGUUGGGUGUCAAAUGUCUCCGGCACCUCCACCACCACCACCGCUUCCAUCAACGCAGCUAUCGGCCGUGUUAGUUGGUUCGCCGUUCUCAAUACCCGUCGGAGAACCGACGGAAACUGGCGGUGGGGUGGAACUGGACAGUGGAGAAGCUCCGAAUAUUGAACCACCCGACACAACCACAAUGCCAGUGCUCGAGGACAGCUUCUUCCUCGAUGGACUCUCCGCGCCCGAUUCCACCACUGUCGACUAUGGGCACGAUAUGGAGGAAAUCUUGCCACCGGAACUGACAGGCGGUGCCGCUAGCACAUUGCCCGUGCCAGAUCGCAGCCCAACGCAUAUGGCCACACUGGACAAGGUGCUCGGGCAGGUGCAGCCAACGAUUUCCAGCAUUGCGAUGAACGCCGACCCGACCGGGGGCGAAAGGAACACCGUCGGCGGGUCGGCGGUGUCGUCCGGUUCCAUCCGGAACGGGGCGGCCGGAUUGCCUGCGAUCGUCGGAGGAGGUGUUCCCGGUGGCGGUCGGGCGGUGGUCGGUGAUAUGCACGAUCUAUCGCUGAGCCUAAAAUCGGUCAACUUUGACACGGUAACUGGAACGGGCGACGAUUCGAUGCAGCAGGAUACGAUCAUGCUGAACGAUUUCGGCGAUAUCGAUCUGGUGGACUUUCAAAUGCACUCGCUCGACAGUGAUGGUCCGUUUCCGAUGCUUACGAAUCACGAUCUGGAUCCGAGCAGCAGCACCACCACCGAUCACUACGUUCAGGCGCACUCGGCGGCCACGGGCCAGACGACGACGACGACGACUGUCGGUCUGUUCGGGGGCCGGGAUGAUCUUAAUGGAGGCGGCGAACUGUUUGCGAACCAUCAACACCAACAACAGCACGGUCAGCCGAUGCACAGUGAUCCCCGGCUGCAUCAUCACCAAACGUACGUGAACAACAAUAACAUCUUAAAUGGUGUUGGUAGCGAGAACUCGCUACGAUUAGAUUUACUUAACCAUGGCGUGCGUCAGGCUGGCAUAACGGUCAAACAAAAUCCACUCGAAUCGCAUCAGCAGCAACAACAACAACAACAACAACAACAACAAACACACCAUCAUCAUCAUCUCCAUCAUCAUCAGCAGCAACAACAGCAGGCCUUGCAGCAAAGUGACACAAAUAAUAACAGCAACUACGAUGCGAACCGCUCCAUAGGGACAUUUCGGUUUGCGAUGCAAGUGCAGCAACCGGUGGCAAGCAGCAGUACGAGCAGCAGUAGUACCAGCACCAGCAGCAGCCCUGCAAACUGCUUCAAGACCGUGGCCAUCUCCUCCACAAACGCCAACCUCAGCAAACCGACAUUGCAUUCGAAUCACCAUCAACACCAUCAACAGCAGCAACAUUUUAACCUACAACACCAUCAGCCGCAGCACCACCACCAACAACACCAUCAGCAGCAGCAGCAGCAGCAGCAAAUGUCCCAACUAACAGCUCCAUCUUCCAUCGUCAGCAGUAGCGGCAGCACCAGCACCAGCAACAAUGGCACACUGAUUGGCGAUCAGAUCGACUCGUUCCAGGACAAUGCGAUGGACUUUGAAAGCUUGCUCACCACCGACGCCGACACGGACAGCGUGCUGACGGCCAACAACUGCCACCGGAUGGUGCUGGAUUGUGCCCAGGACAAGCCCAUGUUUACCUACUUGCCGGACAACAGCUUAUUAGAUUACUUUAACGAAGAUUGUAACGGGCACGAUUAUGAAAUAAAGCAUCUGGAGUACUAAAACUGAAGUGAAACAACAAAUCGACCAACACCAUUAGCGCACGAUCCAGAGAAGGGGGGAGGAAAAAGGGUGUCCAUGAACUGCUCCGUACCCCCGAUACGUGUUCCUAAGAGAACGGAAAUCCGCCGGAGGGAAACUACAAAACUCAGGGCUCGGUUUGCGAGAUGAAGAAAAAAAAAAGCUUACGCCAACAAUGCGCGUUCAACAACCCCAACGCGUCCCUUUUUUGUGGAUCCUCUUUUCGGCCAAUACGCGAUAUGAUGCGUUAUUCAGUUUUCCUUUCUAAGCCUUUAACCAUGUUGCUAGUUUUAUUACGUGCAUAAUAACGUUAUCACUACAGAAAGGAAUACAAAAAAAAGUUCAGCGAAACUGUGGGACACAACAGAAGAGGGGAAAAGAAACACGUGUGGAACGUGUCGAGCUAAACACGAAAGACAAUACCAACAUAAUAUGCAGGCGCGCCCCGACGCGGAGCGAUGGGCCAGGUCUUCUAUCGCACGGUUUGUCGUAGCUCCGGAUCCGGUGCGGCCAUAGCGUAGCCGAGCUCGCGGAGCGCUCGCAAGACGUCACCGAACACCUGCGGAUCCUCCACCGUCGCUGGCAGGGUGAUGUGCUUGUUCGCCGCCAGAUCUGCCAUGGCUUUGCGCAACGUUUUUCCUUCCGAAAGAAGAGGCAACAAAAAAAAAAAGACAAAGAUAGCAAAAACAAUUAACCAUCGACGGAUAGGAGAUGGGUAUUUGUGUUUGAAGGCCACCGCAUACCGG